AUGUCUCACACGUUCGAUCCCAACUUUUUCGUACCCUAUUACCCAAGUAGUCAAGAAGGGGGCCAGCAGCCCCAUCUCCCCCCCCCUUCCCACUCCUCUCCUCCUCCUCCUCCUCCUCCUCCUCCAGGUAGGGACGAGGAAGGCGGAGAUGACUCCUCUUCCCUUUCCGCGCCCCCAUUUAUCGAAGAGGGCGUUAACUGGCCCCCCUGCGUCCCCUGUGCGUUUGUUCUCUCGAAUGGGGAUUCUGAUGAUCACCGGUGUCGCAGGCAGGCAAGUGCGAGGGCCAAGAGGUGCCAACACUGUCGCGAUGCCAAGUUUAUCUGCGAUUCAAUCGAGGAGACUUGCGACCCAGCUGCUCUGCCUCUGGCAGAGCAGCUGGGUCCCGCGUUGCAUCGAUUCAUCACAGACCCUACCGACGAGAAUCAAUACGCGUAUGAGGAGGUAGCUGGUCAAUUGCGAGACUUCCUGCCUGCGAAGCCCCGUCGGCGAGCAACGUCAGCACCGGCACCGGCACCGGCACCGGCGGCGAUUUCAGAAGAGACCGCCGCCGCCCUCGUCGAGCAUUUGCGGUCGAUUGCCCACUCCCUUGAACGGUUAUCUAAUACUGGUAUAUCUGUUCGGAUAGUCAGCGAUAACGGUUCGGAUGAAGAGGGUGGGCAUAUGGAAGAAGAUUAG
This is a messenger RNA of Annulohypoxylon truncatum, 675 nucleotides long. RefSeq lists its product as uncharacterized. NCBI's taxonomy places the organism in Eukaryota, Fungi, Ascomycota, Sordariomycetes, Xylariales, Hypoxylaceae. The transcript has 3 exons. The record is from RefSeq and is a predicted model, not a curated record. The coding region runs from base 1 to 675 and encodes 224 amino acids.